AUCAUGAGAAAAUCAAGGAAACUUGGAGGAGAAUUCACCUCUAGAUAAAUGGCCAAGAUCGCAUCACAAGAGAUGAGGAUUCCUCUAUAAAUAGUAGUCAUUCUUUACGCCAAGACCAUCACUUAUUGACACAGAAUUCAGUUCAUUAGUCAAGCUCUCCUCACUCCAAAACCCUCUCCAAAAAUUCAUAAAUAGCCUCUUGCCGUGAAGAGCUUUAGGACUUCUCCAAGGCUAUUCAUGUUCUUGAAGGCCUAGCUGUGUGCUCUCUUGACGUUCUCCAAGCUUCCUUGAAGAUCAAAAAGAAUACCCUCAAUCCCCGGUUAGAAUGAUCCCUACUUGCUUAUAUACUAACGAAUGACAACAUGGUUUUAAAUUAAAUGCCUAUUUCGGCGACAUUAACCAUAACUAAGAAGUAACAAGGAAAGAACUAUACCUAGCUAAUCAAAUUCCAGUGCAGAAUGGCACCAAAGUUGGGGAUUUCACUGGCAUUCCUCAUUUCAGUAACUCUAGCACUACAAAUUGGAGCCAAUGCCGCAGGCAUUGCUAUUUACUGGGGUCAAAAUGGGAAUGAGGGUACCUUGGAAGAGACAUGUGCCACAGGCAACUAUGACUAUGUGAACAUAGCUUUUCUCUCAACAUUCGGCAAUGGCCAGACUCCCAUGAUAAACCUAGCCGGACAUUGUGAUCCUUCCACUAAUGGCUGCACCGGUUUGAGCUCCAACAUUAAGUCAUGCCAAGCAAAAGGGGUCAAGGUGAUUCUUUCGAUCGGAGGAGGAGCAGGGAGCUACUACCUCACAUCUAAAGAGGAUGCUAGGCAGGUUGCAAUCUAUUUGUGGAACAAUUUCUUGGGAGGAACUUCAUCUUCUCGCCCUCUUGGUGAUGCUGUUUUGGAUGGAAUUGAUUUUGAUAUCGAGGGAGGAACAUACCUAUAUUGGGAUGACCUCGCUACAUUCCUCUCUGCAUACAGCAACCAAGGUAAGAAGGUUUACUUGACCGCAGCGCCCCAGUGCCCUUUCCCUGAUGCUUGGGUUGGAGGUGCCCUCAAGACGGGCCUUUUUGACUAUGUUUGGGUCCAAUUCUACAACAACCCUCCAUGCCAAUACUCGGCCGAUAUCAGCAACCUUGUAAGUGCAUGGAAUCAGUGGGUUUCCGAUAUUCCGGCCACCAAGAUAUUCCUUGGUCUACCAGCUGCACCUGAAGCUGCUGCAAGUGGCUUCAUUCCUGUCAAUGAUCUCACUUCUAAAGUGCUUCCAGCAAUUAAAGGUUCGUCUAAGUAUGGAGGGGUCAUGCUUUGGUCCAAGUAUUAUGAUGAUCAGACUAAAUACAGUGCUUCCAUCAAGAACUACCUCUAGCUAAAAGUCUAAAUCACACUCGUAUUGUUGUGUAUUUCUACUUGUAUCAUUAUUAUGCAUAAAAAUAAACACAUUGUGUGCUUUCUUAUACUA
Molecule: messenger RNA, 1445 nt
Organism: Rosa chinensis
Lineage: Eukaryota; Viridiplantae; Streptophyta; Magnoliopsida; Rosales; Rosaceae
Product: hevamine-A
Exons: 2
Coding region: 459-1352 (297 amino acids)
Biological process (GO): carbohydrate metabolic process
Cellular component (GO): extracellular region
Molecular function (GO): chitinase activity
Source: RefSeq, a predicted model, not a curated record